CGAGUUCUUUGUUUGGUUCAUUUAGUGAUCGUGUGAACUUUUUCUGAACCAGAUUCGUGUUGUUUGCCUUGGGUUGACUCCGGCUGAGCGGUCAGUUUAUGCACGCAGCUGCCCAGCGCGGUACACACGCGUCUCCGUCUCCUCUCCUCUCAGCACCUGGCGCGAUGGCAAACGGAGUGGUUCAUAUUUUCAAAGAAGACCGGUGUCCCUCAGGUCAUCCGGACGAUUGCCUCCCAAACUUUACUUGGCAGCCCGCGCUAUCGGAUAUGUUCAACUACACACCCAAUGGCACCUGGGACUCGGACGCAGAGCCAAUGUCGCCUAUCAUCCCCAUUAUAGUGGCCGUGUACUCUGUGGUUUUCGUGGUGGGCUUGGUGGGAAACUGUCUGGUCAUGUACGUGAUCAUAAGAUACACCAAAAUGAAGACAGCUACAAACAUCUACAUCUUUAACCUAGCCGUAGCAGAUGCUUUGGUUACCACAACAAUGCCGUUCCAGAGCACAGACUACCUGCUGAACUCCUGGCCUUUUGGAGAGGUCGCCUGCAAAGUGUUCAUCUCCAUUGACUACUACAACAUGUUCACUAGUAUCUUCACCCUGACCAUGAUGAGUGUGGACCGCUACGUCGCCGUGUGUCACCCUGUCAAAGCGCUGGACUUCAGGACGCCGCUCAAAGCCAAAAUCAUCAACGUGAUCAUCUGGGUUUUGUCGUCCGGAGCUGGGAUUCCUGCCAUGAUCCUGGGCAGCACUCAGACCAAUAAUGGUACUACCGAGUGUGCCCUCCAGUUCCCAGACCCUUACUCCUACUGGGACACCCUGAUGAAGAUUUGCGUCUUCAUCUUUGCCUUCGUCGCCCCCGUCAUCAUCAUCACUGUCUGCUACACGCUCAUGGUUUUAAGGCUCAAAAGUGUGCGCCUACUUUCUGGAUCUCGUGAAAAAGAUCGUAACCUUCGGCGGAUCACGCGCUUGGUCCUGGUUGUGGUAGGGGUUUUUGUUAUAUGCUGGACUCCCAUUCAUAUUUUCAUUUUGGUCAAAGCGAUAUACGCGGAUGUCCCAGAAACCACUGCGGUAACUGCGGCCUACUUCUUUUGUGUGGCGCUAGGCUACACUAACAGCUCUCUCAACCCGAUUUUGUACGCAUUUCUGGAUGAGAAUUUCAAGAGGUGCUUUAGGGACUUUUGCUGCCCAGGUGCCCAAGGACAGGGGGACCUCCAUGGGGUGAGUAGAGUUCGAAGCACCCUCAGAGACCACUCCUGUCCAGCAGAUGGCAGCAGGAGAGACGGCAGUGGUAGGGAGCCCAGGCCCGUAUGACUAGCCAUGGACACGCCCUCUUCCAGGUAUCAGGGCUGGGAGGACUCCAAUGACAUGGGUCUAACUCAAAUCACAGCUAUUUAGGAGCGACAUUCAAUAUUUUAUUGUAUUUAGCAUAGGGAAAAUUGCACAUUUAUUCACUUUUGACAUUUUAUUCUUGGGAUAUCGUUAUCGUACGGCAAAAAUACCUGCAGGCUUAUCAGAUUUUUGCACUAGGAGAGGGCUGUGUGACUUACAAUCAACCUGAGCAUAAGAUGUGUGAAGUUUUUUGGCAAUUUAAAGUGGGACUAAGCGCUAGAUCAACUUUGCUACUAACAACCUUGUGUAAAUUUGCAGCUUUCUGCUCAAAUAUUGUGUGUGUGUGUUGCCUCCAGUAGCCACUGCAAUUCCAAGUAACAUCACACAGUACCACCCUGAUUAAAGCCAAACACCUUUUGAAGUUUGAAGUGUGGAUAUGUAUUAGACAAAUUACACUGUUCCUUAUAUCUCCAGGCCCCGUUCCCUGCUUUCCGCUUUGUUCCUCUAGGUAGAUUUAAACAGCUCUAUUCAAAAUGUGAUUGGAGAUAGAGUUUAGGUGUUUAGUCCCACUUUAAUAAAAACAGUAGCUUUAAUGCAGGUACAUAAACUGGAUCAAAUGCCGUAGGCCUAAAAAAGCAUGGCUACCUGACUUCUCCCCCUCCUCUUAUCAGAAAGCAAGAAGCCAGUCUUUGAAACCACCUGUACAUAACCUU
Messenger RNA from Periophthalmus magnuspinnatus, 2041 nucleotides. It is a transcript of the gene oprk1, whose product is annotated as opioid receptor, kappa 1. The transcript is spliced from 4 exons. Gene Ontology annotation, cellular component: membrane; neuron projection. The record is from RefSeq and is a predicted model, not a curated record. Bases 99 to 1310 code for a protein of 403 amino acids. Gene Ontology annotation, biological process: neuropeptide signaling pathway; G protein-coupled opioid receptor signaling pathway; sensory perception of pain. Lineage: Eukaryota; Metazoa; Chordata; Actinopteri; Gobiiformes; Gobiidae. Gene Ontology annotation, molecular function: neuropeptide binding; dynorphin receptor activity.